AAAAAUUCCCCAAAUCCCCUGAAAAUCCCCAAAAUGUCCUGAAUGUCCCCAAAAUUCCCAAAAUGUCCCAAAAUGUCCCCAAAGUGUCCCUUGACGAGUCAGACAUCCGGGAGAGCGAGAACAUCGCGGAGCUGCACAACCAAAUCAGCGCCUGCGACUCCAUCCUCGAGCGUAUGGAGGAGAUGCUGGGGUCGUUCCAGAGCUCUCUGAGCUCGCUGAGCUGGGAGAUCCGAGCGCUGCAGGAACAAUCCGUGGCCAUGAACCUUCGGCUGCGGAACCGACGGGAAAUCCGGGAACGGCUCGGGGGGCUCCUGGAUGAGCUCGUGGUGCCCCCAGACAUGAUCAGGUGA
This is a messenger RNA of Malurus melanocephalus (red-backed fairy wren), 350 nucleotides long. It is a transcript of the gene VPS52, whose product is annotated as VPS52 subunit of GARP complex. Gene Ontology annotation, biological process: Golgi to vacuole transport; lysosomal transport; retrograde transport, endosome to Golgi. The transcript has 2 exons. NCBI's taxonomy places the organism in Eukaryota, Metazoa, Chordata, Aves, Passeriformes, Maluridae. The record is from RefSeq and is a predicted model, not a curated record. The coding region runs from base 63 to 350 and encodes 95 amino acids. Gene Ontology annotation, molecular function: syntaxin binding. Gene Ontology annotation, cellular component: GARP complex.